AUAACUUGUUUCUUUGGCAACCGAUUUUCUUAUUAUUAACCAUAUAUAUAUAUAUGACACCCCAAACCCUCCAAAAAAACAGAACUCCACAAGGUAGCCAUGGCAGUUUUCUUAAAGACCCAUUUUUUAUUCAUUGUAUUGAUGUUUUCUUGUUUGUUGUUAAGUGGGUCAAAGUCAGUUUUUCAUAUAAAGGAUGUUUUGCCAAUUUUACCUGUACAAGUGUCAUGGCCCAUUGUCAAUUCUCUCUACAGUGCUGUUGACCUAUUGCCCUCUUUUGUUGGAGCUGUUUCAAUCGCUAAUAAUAGUACACUUCAAUGGAAAGGUGCUUGCUUUUACAACAAUACUGCUUCAUUGGAACUUCACAACAAAACUGGAAGUCGAUUUGGCGGUGGGACUAUCCAUAUCAAGGUCAACAAUGCACACAGUUAUUCUUGUAUGGACCUUUACAUCUUUGCAACUCCAUAUCGUGUGACAUGGGAUUACUACGCUUUAUCUCGUGAACAUACUGUUCAGAUCAAAGAGUGGGAGUCUCAAGCUGAGUUAGAAUAUGUGAAACGCAAAGGAGUCUCAAUUUUCCUUAUGCAAGCAGGAACUUUAGGAACCCUUAGAGCACUAUGGGAUGUUUUCCCUUUGUUCACAAACACUGGAUGGGGUGAAAACUCAAAUAUCGGAUUUCUGAAGAAACACAUGGGUGCUUCAUUUGACCAACGUCCUCAACCAUGGGUCAGCAACCUUACAACUGAAGACAUACAUUCUGGAGAUUUUCUUGCAAUAUCAAAAAUUAGAGGGCGUUGGGGUGGUUUUGAGACGUUAGAAAAAUGGGUAUCUGGAACUUACGCUGGCCAUAGUGCUAUUUGCUUGAGGGAUGCUGAAGGAAAGCUGUGGGUUGGAGAAUCUGGACAUGAGAAUGAUAAGGGAGAAGAUAUAAUUGCUAUGUUACCCUGGGAGGAAUGGUGGGAGUAUGAACUGACAAAAGAUGAUUCCAAUCCACAUAUUGCAUUGCUGCCUUUGCACCCUGAUCUCCGUGCCAAGUUUAAUCAGACUGCUGCUUGGGAAUAUGCACGAAGCAUGGCAGGCAAACCAUAUGGUUUCCAUAACCUAAUAUUUAGCUGGAUAGAUACUAUUGACGGAAAUUAUCCCUCUCCCUUGGAUGCUCAUCUGGUUGCUUCUGUCAUGACUGUUUGGAAUCACUUACAGCCCGCAUAUGCAGCUAACAUGUGGAAUGAAGCCUUAAACAAACGACUUGGAACUCAGGGCCUUGAUCUUCCUGAUAUUCUUGUCGAAGUUGAAAAGCGUGGGUCAUCUUUUGCCAAAUUGUUGACUAUCCCAGAACAGGAUGACUGGGUUUAUAGUGAUGGGAAAUCAACAUCUUGUAUUGCUUUUGUUCUUGAAAUGUACAAAGAAGCAGGACUAUUUGGUCCACUUGCUAGUUCAAUUCAGGUUACAGAAUUCACGAUAAAAGAUGCUUACUCACUCAAGUUUUUUGAAAACAAUACAAAUCGGUUGCCUAAGUGGUGCAAUGCGGAUGACACAGUGAAGCUUCCUUUCUGUCAAAUUCUAGGGAAGUACCGUAUGGAAUUGCCUGGAUACAAUACAAUGGAUAUAUAUGCCCAUAUGAACGAAAAGUGCCCAUCAAUGCCUCCAAAAUACUACAGGCCACAAAGUUGUUGACAAUGAUUUUUAUGCCUAGCUAUCUUGCUGUAGUUUAAGG
Messenger RNA from Solanum verrucosum, 1711 nucleotides. RefSeq lists its product as uncharacterized. Bases 100 to 1671 code for a protein of 523 amino acids. The record is from RefSeq and is a predicted model, not a curated record. Lineage: Eukaryota; Viridiplantae; Streptophyta; Magnoliopsida; Solanales; Solanaceae. The transcript is spliced from 7 exons.